Messenger RNA from Ceratitis capitata (Mediterranean fruit fly), 789 nucleotides. RefSeq names its product putative odorant receptor 69a. Bases 393 to 779 code for a protein of 128 amino acids. The record is from RefSeq and is a predicted model, not a curated record. The transcript has a single exon. NCBI's taxonomy places the organism in Eukaryota, Metazoa, Arthropoda, Insecta, Diptera, Tephritidae.
AUAAAGCUGGCAACACUACAAAACAAAAUUUUAGCAUAAAGCCUUCUAAUGCCCUUUAGUUUCAUAUCUCUACGGAAUGUUUUUAUGUUUUACAAAAUUUUUUUGAAUUAAAAAUUUUAAGCAGUUGGCUACCCUUCCCAAGAGUUUGUUUUCAGCGCCACUCUUCUUUAAUAAUUUUAAAAUGGUACUCAUGCUACAAUAAUUAAUUUAUUCUCCUAAUGCUACUCUCUUAUUAAAGAAGUUAUAUUUAACUUAUUUUGCCAACUCUUUUUAAUUAAAAAUGGAUCGUAAUUGGCAACCCUUCAUAUAAAUACCUCCCAUUCAUCUUAUUUAAAACACUUUCAGCUAUCGCUUGCUACCGCUUGGCAUACUAUGAAGAUAAAUCACGCAUUAUGAUGCAACGAUUGACGCGCUACUUCAUGUUCGCCUACUUUUACUACAAUAUCAUACCGAUACUACAACUUUUCGCCGAAGUGAUUUCACAUCAAGAAGUUAUUACAUUCAAAUCUCAGUCGAAUGCCUGGUAUCCGUGGCACAAUCAUAAUCACCAUUCGACCUUUGUCGGUUUCGUCUUUUCUUUUCUCAUACAAGCAUCCGCGGAGUUUGCCGCUAUUUCUUUUAUUAUGAGUGGUGAAUUUCUAUUUUGCUUCCUCAAUACACAAUUACAAUUGCAUUUCGAUUAUUUGACCGGUGCACUGAGCGCUUUGGAUGCUCGUUCGCCGAAUGCACUGUUGCAUUUGAAGACGCUCAUCAACUAUCACAAUCAGCUGUUGCGGUGAGUGGGGUUAG